Molecule: messenger RNA, 987 nt
Organism: Botrytis deweyae
Lineage: Eukaryota; Fungi; Ascomycota; Leotiomycetes; Helotiales; Sclerotiniaceae
Exons: 2
Coding region: 1-987 (328 amino acids)
Source: RefSeq, a predicted model, not a curated record
AUGAAAACUAGUCCCGCAGAACCACCCAAUCAACGGGUCAGAGAGAAUAGUUAUACAGAUCUAGCAUCAAAUGCCGUUUUCUUGUCCUAUCAUUCAUAUCUAUCUGCAAUCAGAAGCACUAGUCCCACAGAAGUACCCAGUCAACGGAUUGGAGAGACAAGAUGUACGGAUUUAGCAUCAGGAAAAGUAUUCACAGUUUUACCACCCGGCUUGACAGCCACUGGAAGAGUGAGUCAGCGGCGAGAAUGGUUAUUGUUGGGUACAUUUACCCGAGAAGCCGAUGGAGAGGAUGAACGGUUUGGUAAAAGAGAGCUAAAGCGAAAACGGGGGCGGGGCCGAGGGCGAAAGGCUGGCCUUUCUAUGGAACUCAAACCAGUCAUAAAAAACAAUCAAACGUUCUCGCCCUUCCUACGUUUACCGCCUGAGAUUCGAACUCAAAUCUAUGACCUACUUUCUCCUCCCUCCCAAGUCAUCGAGGUACUCUAUCACCAUUUUCAACGUGAUGUUGAAGUACGUAAUGGCAUACGUUACAGAAAGUACACCAAAGGAGGUCUGGCCUACUACAAGAAUUUACCAGUGACUUGUCUUUGGCGAGUAUGUCGACAGAUAUACCAAGAGAAAACAUAUAAUAUGUACGACCGAAAUACUUUCGUAUUUCAUGAUAUGGAUACCUUGCAAAGGGUAUUAACCACCCUAUCAUUGACUCAGAGGAAUAACAUCAAACGUGUUUGUUUAACGACUUUUCCCAACGUUCAGGACAUGUCUGAGAUUUUGUUGAAAAGAUUUCAUGGGCUUGAGACUAUAGUCGCCUUAGUGGGGAGUGAUUUUACUUGGCCAGCCUAUAUGAAUCCAGUGUUUAGCUUGCUUGAGGCGCAGGAGCAGCGGAGCCUGAAGGGAAAGAAAAGGGUAACUAUCGAGUAUCAGCCGAUCACUCAAAUUAAGAAUCACUCAGCAGUCGAUUACUAUCCCUACACUUCGAUAGAUUGA